AUGUGCCAGGUGAGCAGGAGGAGAUGGAGUGGGGAGGGGGAAGAGGAGGAAGAGGGGGUCCAGGUCCAGCUGCGGGUGGAGAGGUCCUGAGUGGGGAGGAGGAGUUGAGUGAGGAGGAGAAGACCAGAAGGAGAGCAGAGAGACGCAGGGCUAAGAGAAAGAGACAGAAAGAACGAAAGAAACUGGAGAAGGAGAAGAGCGCGGAUGCUGAGCAGGAGGGAGAAGCGUCAGAGUCUGAGAGUGAAAGUGAGGAGGAGGAGGUAGAGAGGGUAGUACCUCCUGCCAAGAACAAGCCCACGCCUCCUCUCGCUGUGUCUGGGAACAAGAGCAACCGCCAGCCCCCUGUCAGGACCCCAGAGGAGGAGCCAGAGUGGGACGUCCGCAGUGCGUUUGUGGCCAACGCUGCCAGUCACAUCAGACCCAAAGCCAGGACCUGCAGGCCACGCUCUAGAGAGAACAAGGAGAACGAGUCUAAGACCAGCGAGGUGGAGAGUUCAGACCCUGUGAAGAAGAAGGGAGCUUCACUAACAGAGAAGGGUAUUCAGUUGUUUAAGCAGGGCCAGUACUCUCAGGCUGUGGACAUGUUCUCUGAGGCUAUCCACUGUGACCCCAAAGACCACAGGUUCUUUGGGAAUCGUUCAUACUGCUACUGGUGUCUGGAGCUCUACCCCUCUGCCCUAUCAGACGCUCAGAGGUCCAUCCAGCUCGCCCCUGAUUGGCCAAAGGGAUAUUUCCGCAAGGGGAGUGCACUGAUGGGGUUGAAG
This is a messenger RNA of Oncorhynchus gorbuscha (pink salmon), 764 nucleotides long. RefSeq names its product tetratricopeptide repeat protein 31-like. Gene Ontology annotation, molecular function: protein binding. Lineage: Eukaryota; Metazoa; Chordata; Actinopteri; Salmoniformes; Salmonidae. The record is from RefSeq and is a predicted model, not a curated record.